AUGAAAUUGGUUGAUAUUUUACUUGUACUGAGCGUGGCAGCAACCGCUAAUGCAAUACUGAUAUCGGCUGGUAACGAUGGUUCACUCCAAGCAUCAGGCACUUUCAGUCAAAGAACCUUUGAUCGCUUGAGAAAAAGACUCGAGUUGUCUAAAGAAAUACGAAACAAAAAACGCCAAGAAUAUCAUAAUUAUGCAGAAAUUGGAUUAAAACAAUGGUCGGCGUUAUCAAGAGGGAAAGAAAUACCCGAAUCAAAACACAGUCUAAAGGAUGAAAUCCGAUUGAAACAAGAGUAUGUAGCUGCAAGGAAUAGAGUACGCAGUGUCAGAAAUGAAUUGAAAAAGUAUAUGAAAAGGCAUGGUUUAGAAUUUCAAGAACCGAAAGCAGAUUCAGAUUGA
This is a messenger RNA of Batrachochytrium dendrobatidis JAM81, 396 nucleotides long. RefSeq lists its product as uncharacterized. The record is from RefSeq and is a predicted model, not a curated record. NCBI's taxonomy places the organism in Eukaryota, Fungi, Chytridiomycota, Chytridiomycetes, Rhizophydiales. The transcript has 2 exons. Bases 1 to 396 code for a protein of 131 amino acids.